CAGCGAGAGAGGAGAAAGAAGAAUAACAAAGAUGGCGACGGGAACGCAAGGCGAAGACAGCGCUUCGGAGGACCGAAUGGAAACCGAGUCAGAGCCCUCAGCCGGCGGCGAGAGGGGGAACAACGACCCCGGGCCAGCCACCUCGUCGAACGGCAGCGGCGGCGAGGAGGAGGACGGGGAGCCGAGAGAGAGAAGAGGCUGCGACGUGACGGUGGUGUCUCGUCACCCGCUCCAAAGUAGCGGGGAGAUGGGCGGCGAGAGUCGGGGAUGCGCCGCGGCCUUGGGCAUUGUCGUGCAGCAGCAGGGCGGGCUCGGGGAGCGCAGCAGCGGCGGUCGAGAGCAGGAGGUGUCGGUGGAAAUCGGAGAGACUUACCUUUGCAAGCGGGCGGACAACACCUGGCACUCUGCUGAGCUGAUCCAGUCCAGAUUGAAUGAACAGGAAGGGAGAGAGGAGUUCUACGUACACUAUGUUGGCUUUAACAGGCGCCUGGAUGAAUGGGUUGACAAGAACAGACUGGCUCUCACGAAGACACUGAAGGAUGCGGUACAGAAAAACACAGACCAGUACAUGAGUGAGCUGUCCGAGCAGCCGGAGAGAAAAAUCACACGCAACCAGAAACGCAAACACGACGAGAUCAACCAUGUGCAGAAGACGUACGCAGAGAUGGAUCCGACAACAGCAGCACUGGAGAAAGAACACGAAGCGAUCACCAAGGUGAAGUACGUCGACAAGAUUCAGAUUGGGAACUUCGAGAUCGACGCCUGGUACUUCUCUCCUUUCCCCGAAGACUACGGCAAGCAGCCCAAGCUGUGGAUCUGCGAGUACUGCCUCAAAUACAUGAAGUACGAGAAGACCUUCAGAUUCCAUCUGAGUCGGUGCCAGUGGAGACAGCCUCCUGGCAAGGAGAUUUACAGGAAAAGCAACAUCUCUGUGUACGAAGUGGACGGGAGGGAUCACAAGAUCUAUUGUCAGAACCUGUGUCUGCUGGCCAAGCUGUUUCUGGAUCACAAGACUUUGUACUUUGAUGUCGAACCUUUCGUCUUCUACAUCUUGACAGAAGUGGACCGGCAAGGCGCUCAUAUCGUCGGGUACUUCUCCAAGGAAAAAGAAUCUCCAGAUAGUAACAACGUCGCCUGCAUUCUCACCCUGCCCCCCUACCAGAGGCGAGGUUAUGGAAAAUUCCUCAUUGCUUUCAGCUAUGAGCUGUCGAAGCUGGAGAGCGCAGUGGGGUCCCCCGAGAAGCCCCUGUCUGAUCUGGGCAAGCUCAGCUACCGCAGCUACUGGUCCUGGGUGCUGCUGGAGAUCCUGCGAGAUUUCCGGGGAACGCUGUCCAUCCGGGACCUCAGUCAGAUGACCAGUAUCACUCAGAAUGACAUCAUCAGCACUCUACAGUCUCUGAACAUGGUGAAGUAUUGGAAGGGGCAGCAUGUGAUCUGUGUGACCCCCAAACUAGUGGAAGAACAUCUGAAGAGCGCUCAGUACAAGAAGCCCCCCAUCACAGUGGAUUCAAUCUGCCUGAAAUGGGCUCCACCAAAACACAAACAAGCAAAAUUCUCCAAGAAAUAAAACGAGCAAGAAACGAAUAAAUACAAUCCAACGGAUGAGUGAAGACUUUCUUUUGCAUUCUGAACAGAGUGGAGGAAGACAUCCCAGGACAGUAGAGGUCACUAGAGGGCACUGUGAGGCCACAGGAGAGAGAGAGAGAGAGAGAGAGAGAUUUGGGUUACUGUAGCACAGACUCUGUCUCUUGCACGCUAGCAGAGCUGCGCAAACCAUUUAUCCAGACAGAAAUCAAGUUCUGACGAUCAGACAAGGGCGGCUGGAGUCGAUCGGGCUGAUUUCACACGUUCGGAGUGAAUUCAGAAACAGCUGCUCGGGUUUGUGACGAUCGCUGCUUUUUCUUCAGACUCUGCGGAGAACAGCGACCCACACAAACCCAAGCAGCUGUUUCUUAGUCCUCUCUGAACGGGUGAAAUCGGCCCGAUCGACACCAGCCGCCCUCGUCUGAUUAUCAGCACCUGAUUUCUGCGGAGAGAUCCGUCCGGACGGUCCAGGAACCGGUUCGCGUGGCUGGUGGACAUCCUACAUCAUAAACGUCUUAUGGAACUGGCCGUUGUUCUCCAGUGACGUUUUCCAAAGUGGUUGCUCGUGUCCCAGUUGCUGUGGGCAAAGCCAUCGAUGACAGACACCAAGAAGUUAAACUAGCUACAUUGCAACUUUUUUUCUGGUGUCUCUUUACAAGGUUACGAUUAAUUAAAAGCAAAAAUACAUUAACAAAUACAAUUAUAUUUCACGCGAGGCAGUUCUGUGCAAGCGGGAUGCUGUUGGCCUUGUGCAGGAUCGUUGUAUUCAUUAGCCAGCUGUGUCUAGAAUGCUUUUUGCCUUUAGUGGUUUUCGCGUUCUUGUUACUAGAUAAUGGCAGGAAACCUGUACAUAUUUGUGUUUUUUUUUCAACUGUUCUUUUUACAUUGCUUGUGUGUGUGGUGUUUUUUUCUUCUUUUUUUCAAUUAAAAUGUAAGCUUUUGA
Molecule: messenger RNA, 2527 nt
Organism: Acipenser ruthenus (sterlet)
Lineage: Eukaryota; Metazoa; Chordata; Actinopteri; Acipenseriformes; Acipenseridae
Gene: kat8
Product: K(lysine) acetyltransferase 8
Exons: 11
Coding region: 32-1567 (511 amino acids)
Biological process (GO): regulation of DNA-templated transcription
Molecular function (GO): histone acetyltransferase activity
Source: RefSeq, a predicted model, not a curated record